This is a messenger RNA of Helianthus annuus (common sunflower), 2086 nucleotides long. RefSeq lists its product as uncharacterized. The transcript is spliced from 5 exons. Bases 262 to 1770 code for a protein of 502 amino acids. Gene Ontology annotation, molecular function: DNA binding. NCBI's taxonomy places the organism in Eukaryota, Viridiplantae, Streptophyta, Magnoliopsida, Asterales, Asteraceae. The record is from RefSeq and is a predicted model, not a curated record.
CCUAAGUAAUAAUGAUCUUUGUAUUAAUGACUUUUCAGAAAAUAAAAAAUGAUAAUGAAAACAAGGAUUACAUGAGUAUGACCAGACACGUGGAAAUCAAGCUGAAAAAGACAUCGGUUACAUACUCUUGUCUCUCUUUCUUGUGUCAUCACCAACUUUCACUCUUAUUAUUUCUCCAGCCAACUCACCGCCUGAAUUCCUCCUCCAUUCCGAUCAUCCACACCACCUCAUUUCACCAUCGCCGGUGUAACAAACUCCGAAAUGCCGAUUCAAAACACUCAUCAACCAUCACUUGACGGUAACGGUAACGGUAGUAAUCCGGCAUUGAACUUCAACUCGUGCGUGAGUAGAGAUAUGAAGAAAUUCUCUCAGUGGGAGCUUUACGCACUUUCUCGCUCUUCAUCCGACGGUCCUGACGAAGGAAACGACGUCGUAAAGAAAGUCGACUCCGAUUCCCGGUAUACCGGCUCAACCGCCGCCGUUAACACCACUCCGAGGAGAAUUUACGCCUUCUCCUACCGCCGUGGAUAUCGCCGUCGCGUUCCCGAUGACGUCAGCGACGGCGACGCUGACGUACAGGUGAGGGAGAACAAGUUGAUUUUGAAUUCGUUACGGAGAUUAGUUACGGACGGAGAGGCGUACGAUAGCAGAGGCACAGCGGUUCCGGCGCACGGUAGCAGAGCAUCGGCUGCUCCGGCGUACGAUAGCAGAGGCACGGCGGUUCCGGUGGUGGCGGUGGAGGAAAACCCUAGCGGAGUGAAGAAGAGGAAGAGGAAGAGGAAAGUGGAGAAUGAGAGUGAAUAUAAGGGUUUAGAUUUUGUUGAUGUGAAUGGAGAGAUGAUUGAUUUGAAAUAUUUGGUGUGUGAGGCUGAUGGUGUGUUUGAAGCUAGAUUGAAUAGGAUGACUGAGGGGAUGGCGAGGGAGGAUGAGUUUCUAGGGUUUUUGAACGGUUUGGACGGCCGGUGGGGGAGUACUAGGAGGCGGAGGAAGUAUGUCGAUGCUGCGCUGUUUGUGAAAGCGUUGCCGGUUGGGUGGAAGGUGUUGCUGUCGUUACGCCCUCGGGUUCGACAGCCGUCACUUUAUUGCCGGAGAUUCGUCAGUCCGUCGGAUGAACACUUUAAAUCUUGCAAAGACGUUGCAUUCUACUUGAAAUCUCAAUUCGAAACAAAUAAUGCUAAUCCUGCUGAAGUGGGUCUUGGAUCAGGAGCUCUAGUUCAUAUAUCAUCUCAUCCUGCUUCAAAAAUCAACCUUUUGGAAAGUAACAGCUUGCAUAAAGUUCCAACACACAAUCUGAUCAAGUGUAAUAUCUGUAGGGAUUCAUUUACAUCCAUAGAUGAAUUAGAAUCGCAUAUGCAAAACUAUCAUAUGAUAAACAGUCAAAGGUUAGAUAUGGAUGCUUUGACCAGAAAACGCUCAGUACCCCACGGUCUGCUUCUCAUUCGAGAGCCCAAGUAUCCGCCCUCAAUCAUUCAGAAUUCUGUAACACAGAAAACAGCUGUUGAAAAUAAGGAUGCUGUAACGAGGCGUAAUGAGCUGAAUAAUAUCCCUCUAAAUGGAGAAGGAACAUCAAAUGAACGGAAAAACAGUUCUGAAGGGAAGGGAAACUUUAAGACGAGAUGUGUCUUUUGUCAUGUUGAAUUCAUUCAUGAGCCUGUCGAUGCAGAAACUCUUGCUAGUUCAUCUGGUUUCAUUUGUUCAAAAUGCAGAGAUGACACUUCUGGGUCGCUUGAAAGCGGUUUGUCCAUGUGGACUCAGCGUGUUGACAACUGAUGCGUUUUGACCUAACGCUGCCACCUUUUUUCGAGCCUGAGUUUAUAUUUAAAGAAAUUGGUGGGAGCUCUUGGUGGAUGCUUAUGUAUGUAAGUGUGCAGUUUUUCUUACACCUAUAGCUAGCAGCUGAUCAUACUUUUGCUGGACAAGUGGACAAAGUUACAAAAGUCCUUUUAAAGUUUAACUUAUUAGUCAACAAAUCGCUUUAAGGUCUUAUAGAGUUAUAUACUUAUAUGCUAUGCAUUGUGAACUAUAUCUAGCAUAGAUAUUUUGUUUGGUUUCGUUUCAGCUUUUAAAUGCGAAUCUUUUGGUCGGU